UAACAUAGACCCAGAAUUCAAAUAUUGCAGAACUGAACCCUUGUAACAGUAAAGCUCAUUACCACAUUCUUUUAGCAACCAUUUUAAGUGAUCAUUCAAUGCGCGCUUCGCAAGUGUUCGCGGUUCGACCAAUGCGCGUGCGCUAAGUGUUCAAAAUGGAUUAUUCUGCGUCGCUUUUGUUAUCUGUGCCUGAGUGCCGACAGUGUGGAGUGAUCCCACAUUCAUUUGUGGUAGAAUAUUCGCCUGGUUUGAAUAGUCCUAGCUUCACGGUCUGCAGAGUUUUUGCCUAUCACGUGACAUGAUGUCCACAAGGCUCGUUCUAACAUUAUGCAUGGUCUCCUGGUGCUUGGGGACAACCACGGAUGAUUGGUCUAUAGACCCUUCCAAUGUCGAUGGCAUAGCUGACUAUGAAGUGUUUCUCGGGAAGCCAGAUCCGCAGAGCCCUGCCCCCAUGGAAGCAAGAGCCUUAUUAACAAAGCAAGCAGGAAAUGUGCCAGCAACAAAACCCUGUGGCAGAUACGUCCUUCAACCGGGGGGUGUAAUGUAUGUGAAGUCGAUGAAAUACCCACAGAGGUAUCCCAGACACUACAUGUGCAGAUGGGUCUUGAAGGGUGCUACUGAUGCUACGAGAAUAACGGUUGCUUGCGAUGAUUUCAUCUUAGGAGACUGUAGGACUAGCUCUCUCACAAUUGCUGACCAGUUCUAUAGCAGAAGUUUCUGUGGAAAUGUCAGAAAAAUCAAGAAGACCAGUUUGAGUAGCAACCUGAGGCUAAUCUUCAAAACUGGUCAAGUGACAGAGAAGACUGGGAGGUUCUUGUGCAGAAUUUCAGCCUCAGGUGUGAUGACUCCAACAGUAGCACCAGCAACUGAAAUACCCCCGUCUGCCUGCAAAUGUGGCAUAGUAAACCGUGGAUCAACAGUUGCGGGUGAAGUGGCGAUACACGAAUAUCCUUGGCAAGUGGGUUUAGUCUCAUCGUCCAGCUCCAACAACAAGCCAUUCUGUGGAGGCUCCAUCAUCUCUACCGAGUGGAUUCUGACAGCCGCUCACUGCGUCCAGGCGGAGAGUUUUGCUUCCAUGCGUGUCGUCAUAGGCGAGCACAACUGGAACGAUACGACAGAGACCACUAUUGCACAACGUAGAGCCAUAGUUCAGAUAAUGGUGCAUCCAGAUUUCGAUUCUACCACACUGAACAGCGACUUGGCUUUGGUCAAACUGGCAUCGCCAAUCAACUUCCCAAUUGAUAAUAUAAUCGCUCCCGUGUGUCUUCCAUCAACUAAUAAUCUUUAUAGUAAUGUGAAAGCCACGAUCACUGGCUGGGGACUAUCACAAGGUGUGUUACGUGAAUUUAACGUAACAACAAUGACCAAUUCGGAAUGCAGUACACUUACGAACGGCAUUAACGCGAACGAGAUCUGCAUCAGGCCUGAGACUGGAAAGGACCCAUGUCAGGGUAACUCCGGAGGACCAAUGAUCACUGCAACCAACGCAGGCAGAAACAUGAUUCAGAUAGGAGUCAUGUCUUCAGAUUAUGACUGUAGUAGAGCAAGCAGUCCUGGAGUACUCACAAGAGUUAAUAAUUACCUUGCAUGGAUACAGCAAAUGACAACUGGAACAGCGUCCUGUCCACCAGUUUAGACAGAGGAACACUAAAACUGGAAUUUAUCAAUAUCAAGUUAAGAGGGGGAAGCUAUAUCAACGUGUCUUUUCUGUUCGAAUGUGGUACUAUAAUUGCCAGGCGCAAAAUCACUACUUAUUUUGUAAUGAAUUUGAGGAAUGGUAUUCUUAAUACUGAUGAUUUCACUUCAAUAUUACUCCAAUCAAUAGAGCAUUUCUAACAUAUAUGGUAAUCCAUGUUGAAAGUCUAAAGAAAUGUUACUUUAAUGAAAAAAUGUGCCUUUCCUUUUACAUAAAAAUGGAUGUUAUCAAAGCACUUCGUGAAUGAUUUACCAAUAAGCAAGGGGAUCUUUCCUAGACAGUGACCUCCACGGGUUUUAACCCGGUACGUAUCCACCUUUGCGGUGUGUUUAGUACAAGCCCGUUGGGGGUUACCGUAAAAACGUAAACAAAAGACUGUAAAUAUCUUAAAAAUAAUGGCCUCCAAGAGAUAUUAGUCUUAGAUAACGACCACCUAAAAUCCUUGGGAGUCAUUAUCAAUUGCUAAGUAGGUUCUAAACUGAUUUACACUUUCAAGCGAUAAUUUUGAACCCAAAACCAUUUUGACCCACAUGUUUAUCUGUAUUUUUUUUUUUUUUAUCUUAUAGGGUACGGUAAAUAUUGAAGAGGUGCAAAAGAAUCAGUGUGAUGUCCCAUUGUUUUAUUAUUUAGAAUUUGUCCCACUGGGAGGCAUCACAUAAAAUUAUGCAUUACAUGCCACCCUGUAGAUGAUAGUACUCGUAAAGUGACCCUAGUAGCAGAGUGUCCUUUCAGCCCGUGCUACGCUGUUUCCUUAAUUUUUACUUUCAUAAGCUCUCUUCAGUCUAAUAAUAUGUAGCUGUCUGUCUGUCUUAAACUUCCC
Molecule: messenger RNA, 2516 nt
Organism: Macrobrachium nipponense
Lineage: Eukaryota; Metazoa; Arthropoda; Malacostraca; Decapoda; Palaemonidae
Product: trypsin-like
Exons: 13
Coding region: 299-1636 (445 amino acids)
Biological process (GO): proteolysis
Molecular function (GO): serine-type endopeptidase activity
Source: RefSeq, a predicted model, not a curated record